This is a messenger RNA of Bufo bufo (common toad), 6742 nucleotides long. RefSeq names its product receptor-type tyrosine-protein phosphatase beta-like. The transcript is spliced from 26 exons. The record is from RefSeq and is a predicted model, not a curated record. Gene Ontology annotation, molecular function: protein binding. The annotation marks the transcript as partial. NCBI's taxonomy places the organism in Eukaryota, Metazoa, Chordata, Amphibia, Anura, Bufonidae.
AUGGAAAUAAUAUACCAUGUUUUAUUGAUAAUAGAACCCGAUGUUGUGAAGAACUUGACAGCAGGGAUCAUCACCACUACAUCCAUAUCUCUGAGCUGGGAGAAACCAUAUGGAAAUGCAAGUUUUUAUGAAAUCCAGAUUCUGGGAGAACCAAGCUUGAAUAGGACAGUGAAUACAACUUUUGAUACAAUUGACGGCCUGAUACCUGGAAAUUAUUACACACUGCUGGUCUCUGCAGUUGUUGGGGAAAAUAAUAUCACUGGAAACAGUUCACACCUGCUUGUGUACACAAAACCCGAUGUUGUGAAGAACUUGACAGCAGGGAUCAUAUCCACUACGUCCAUAUCUCUGAGGUGGGGGAAACCAUAUGGAAAUGCAAGUUUUUAUGAAAUCCAGAUUCUGGGAGAACCAAGCUUGAAUAGGACAGUGAAUACAACUUUUGAUACAAUUGACGGCCUGAUACCUGGAAAUUAUUACACACUGCUGGUCUCUGCAGUUGUUGGGGAAAAUAAUAUCACUGGAAACAUUUCACAACUGCUUGUGUACACAAAACCCGAUGUUGUGAAGAACUUGACAGCAGGGAUCAUCACCACUACAUCCAUAUCUCUGAGCUGGGAGAAACCAUAUGGAAAUGCAAGUUUUUAUGAAAUCCAGAUUCUGGGAGAACCAAGCUUGAAUAGGACAGUGAAUACAACUUUUGAUACAAUUGACGGCCUGAUACCUGGAAAUUAUUACACACUGCUGGUCUCUGCAGUUGUUGGGGAAAAUAAUAUCACUGGAAACAGUUCACACCUGCUUGUGUACACAAAACCCGAUGUUGUGAAGAACUUGACAGCAGGGAUCAUCUCCACUACGUCCAUAUCUCUGAGGUGGGGGAAACCAUAUGGAAAUGCAAGUUUUUAUGAAAUCCAGAUUCUGGGAGAACCAAGCUUGUAUAGGACAGUGAAUACAACUUUUGUUACAAUUGACGGCCUGAUAGCUGGAAAUUAUUACACACUGCUGGUCUCUGCAGUUGUUGGGGAAAAUAAUAUCACUGGAAACAUUUCACAACUGCUUGUGUACACAAAACCCGAUGUUGUGAAGAACUUGACAGCAGGGAUCAUCACCACUACAUCCAUAUCUCUGAGCUGGGAGAAACCAUAUGGAAAUGCAAGUUUUUAUGAAAUCCAGAUUCUGGGAGAACCAAGCUUGAAUAGGACAGUAAAUACAACUUUUGAUACAAUUGACGGCCUGAUACCUGGAAAUUAUUACACACUGCUGGUCUCUGCAGUUGUUGGGGAAAAUAAUAUCACUGGAAACAGUUCACACCUGCUUGUGUACACAAAACCCGAUGUUGUGAAGAACUUGACAGCAGGGAUCAUCUCCACUAUGUCCAUAUCUCUGAGGUGGGGGAAACCAUAUGGAAAUGCAAGUUUUUAUGAAAUCCAGAUUCUGGGAGAACCAAGCUUGAAUAGGACAGUGAAUACAACUUUUGAUACAAUUGACGGCCUGAUACCUGGAAAUUAUUACACACUGCUGGUCUCUGCAGUUGUUGGGGAAAAUAAUAUCACUGGAAACAUUUCACAACUGCUUGUGUACACAAAACCCGAUGUUGUGAAGAACUUGACAGCAGGGAUCAUCACCACUACAUCCAUAUCUCUGAGCUGGGAGAAACCAUAUGGAAAUGCAAGUUUUUAUGAAAUCCAGAUUCUGGGAGAACCAAGCUUGAAUAGGACAGUAAAUACAAAUUUUGAUACAAUUGACGGCCUGAUACCUGGAAAUUAUUACACACUGCUGGUCUCUGCAGUUGUUGGGGAAAAUAAUAUCACUGGACACAGUUCACACCUGCUUGUGUACACAAAACCCGAUGUUGUGAAGAACUUGACAGCAGGGAUCAUCUUCACUACGUCCAUAUCUCUGAGGUGGGGGAAACCAUAUGGAAAUGCAAGUUUUUAUGAAAUCCAGAUUCUGGGAGAACCAAGCUUGAAUAGGACAGUGAAUACAACUUUUGAUACAAUUGACGGCCUGAUACCUGGAAAUUAUUACACACUGCUGGUCUCUGCAGUUGUUGGGGAAAAUAAUAUCACUGGAAACAGUUCACACCUGCUUGUGUACACAAAACCCGAUGUUGUGAAGAACUUGACAGCAGGGAUCAUCUCCACUACGUCCAUAUCUCUGAGGUGGGGGAAACCAUAUGGAAAUGCAAGUUUUUAUGAAAUCCAGAUUCUGGGAGAACCAAGCUUGAAUAGGACAGUGAAUACAACUUUUGAUACAAUUGACGGCCUGAUACCUGGAAAUUAUUACACACUGCUGGUCUCUGCAGUUGUUGGGGAAAAUAAUAUCACUGGAAACAUUUCACAACUGCUUGUGUACACAAAACCCGAUGUUGUGAAGAACUUGACAGCAGGGAUCAUCACCACUACAUCCAUAUCUCUGAGCUGGGAGAAACCAUAUGGAAAUGCAAGUUUUUAUGAAAUCCAGGUUCUGGGAGAACCAAGCUUGAAUAGGACAGUAAAUACAAAUUUUGAUACAAUUGACGGCCUGAUACCUGGAAAUUAUUACACACUGCAGGUCUCUGCAGUUGUUGGGGAAAAUAAUAUCACUGGAAACAGUUCACACCUGCUUGUGUACACAAAACCCGAUGUUGUGAAGAACUUGACAGCAGGGAUUAUCUCCACUACGUCCAUAUCUCUGAGGUGGGGGAAACCAUAUGGAAAUGCAAGUUUUUAUGAAAUCCAGAUUCUGGGAGAACCAAGCUUGAAUAGGACAGUGAAUACAACUUUUGAUACAAUUGACGGCCUGAUACCUGGAAAUUAUUACACACUGCUGGUCUCUGCAGUUGUUGGGGAAAAUAAUAUCACUGGAAACAUUUCACAACUGCUUGUGUACACAAAACCCGAUGUUGUGAAGAACUUGACAGCAGGGAUCAUCACCACUACAUCCAUAUCUCUGAGCUGGGAGAAACCAUAUGGAAAUGCAAGUUUUUAUGAAAUCCAGAUUCUGGGAGAACCAAGCUUGAAUAGGACAGUAAAUACAAAUUUUGAUACAAUUGACGGCCUGAUACCUGGAAAUUAUUACACACUGCAGGUCUCUGCAGUUGUUGGGGAAAAUAAUAUCACUGGAAACAGUUCACACCUGCUUGUGUACACAAAACCCGAUGUUGUGAAGAACUUGACAGCAGGGAUCAUCUUCACUACGUCCAUAUCUCUGAGGUGGGGGAAACCAUAUGGAAAUGCAAGUUUUUAUGAAAUCCAGAUUCUGGGAGAACCAAGCUUGAAUAGGACAGUGAAUACAACUUUUGAUACAAUUGACGGCCUGAUACCUGGAAAUUAUUACACACUGCUGGUCUCUGCAGUUGUUGGGGAAAAUAAUAUCACUGGAAACAUUUCACAACUGCUUGUGUACACAAAACCCGAUGUUGUGAAGAACUUGACAGCAGGGAUCAUCACCACUACAUCCAUAUCUCUGAGCUGGGAGAAACCAUAUGGAAAUGCAAGUUUUUAUGAAAUCCAGAUUCUGGGAGAACCAAGCUUGAAUAGGACAGUAAAUACAAAUUUUGAUACAAUUGACGGCCUGAUACCUGGAAAUUAUUACACACUGCAGGUCUCUGCAGUUGUUGGGGAAAAUAAUAUCACUGGAAACAGUUCACACCUGCUUGUGUACACAAAACCCGAUGUUGUGAAGAACUUGACAGCAGGGAUCAUCUCCACUACGUCCAUAUCUCUGAGGUGGGGGAAACCAUAUGGAAAUGCAAGUUUUUAUGAAAUCCAGAUUCUGGGAGAACCAAGCUUGAAUAGGACAGUGAAUACAACUUUUGAUACAAUUGACGGCCUGAUACCUGGAAAUUAUUACACACUGCUGGUCUCUGCAGUUGUUGGGGAAAAUAAUAUCACUGGAAACAUUUCACAACUGCUUGUGUACACAAAACCCGAUGUUGUGAAGAACUUGACAGCAGGGAUCAUCACCACUACAUCCAUAUCUCUGAGCUGGGAGAAACCAUAUGGAAAUGCAAGUUUUUAUGAAAUCCAGAUUCUGGGAGAACCAAGCUUGAAUAGGACAGUAAAUACAAAUUUUGAUACAAUUGACGGCCUGAUACCUGGAAAUUAUUACACACUGCUGGUCUCUGCAGUUGUUGGGGAAAAUAAUAUCACUGGAAACAGUUCACACCUGCUUGUGUACACAAAACCCGAUGUUGUGAAGAACUUGACAGCAGGGAUCAUCUCCACUACGUCCAUAUCUCUGAGGUGGGGGAAACCAUAUGGAAAUGCAAGUUUUUAUGAAAUCCAGAUUCUGGGAGAACCAAGCUUGAAUAGGACAGUGAAUACAACUUUUGAUACAAUUGACGGCCUGAUACCUGGAAAUUAUUACACACUGCUGGUCUCUGCAGUUGUUGGGGAAAAUAAUAUCACUGGAAACAUUUCACAACUGCUUGUGUACACAAAACCCGAUGUUGUGAAGAACUUGACAGCAGGGAUCAUCACCACUACAUCCAUAUCUCUGAGCUGGGAGAAACCAUAUGGAAAUGCAAGUUUUUAUGAAAUCCAGAUUCUGGGAGAACCAAGCUUGAAUAGGACAGUAAAUACAAAUUUUGAUACAAUUGACGGCCUGAUACCUGGAAAUUAUUACACACUGCUGGUCUCUGCAGUUGUUGGGGAAAAUAAUAUCACUGGAAACAGUUCACACCUGCUUGUGUACACAAAACCCGAUGUUGUGAAGAACUUGACAGCAGGGAUCAUCUCCACUACGUCCAUAUCUCUGAGGUGGGGGAAACCAUAUGGAAAUGCAAGUUUUUAUGAAAUCCAGAUUCUGGGAGAACCAAGCUUGAAUAGGACAGUGAAUACAACUUUUGAUACAAUUGACGGCCUGAUACCUGGAAAUUAUUACACACUGCUGGUCUCUGCAGUUGUUGGGGAAAAUAAUAUCACUGGAAACAGUUCACACCUGCUUGUGUACACAAAACCCGAUGUUGUGAAGAACUUGACAGCAGGGAUCAUCUCCACUACGUCCAUAUCUCUGAGGUGGGGGAAACCAUAUGGAAAUGCAAGUUUUUAUGAAAUCCAGAUUCUGGGAGAACCAAGCUUGAAUAGGACAGUGAAUACAACUUUUGAUACAAUUGACGGCCUGAUACCUGGAAAUUAUUACACACUGCUGGUCUCUGCAGUUGUUGGGGAAAAUAAUAUCACUGGAAACAGUUCACACCUGCUUGUGUACACAAAACCCGAUGUUGUGAAGAACUUGACAGCAGGGAUCAUCUCCACUACGUCCAUAUCUCUGAGGUGGGGGAAACCAUAUGGAAAUGCAAGUUUUUAUGAAAUCCAGAUUCUGGGAGAACCAAGCUUGAAUAGGACAGUGAAUACAACUUUUGAUACAAUUGACGGCCUGAUACCUGGAAAUUAUUACACACUGCUGGUCUCUGCAGUUGUUGGGGAAAAUAAUAUCACUGGAAACAUUUCACAACUGCUUGUGUACACAAAACCCGAUGUUGUGAAGAACUUGACAGCAGGGAUCAUCACCACUACAUCCAUAUCUCUGAGCUGGGAGAAACCAUAUGGAAAUGCAAGUUUUUAUGAAAUCCAGAUUCUGGGAGAACCAAGCUUGAAUAGGACAGUAAAUACAAAUUUUGAUACAAUUGACGGCCUGAUACCUGGAAAUUAUUACACACUGCUGGUCUCUGCAGUUGUUGGGGAAAAUAAUAUCACUGGAAACAGUUCACACCUGCUUGUGUACACAAAACCCGAUGUUGUGAAGAACUUGACAGCAGGGAUCAUCUCCACUACGUCCAUAUCUCUGAGGUGGGGGAAACCAUAUGGAAAUGCAAGUUUUUAUGAAAUCCAGAUUCUGGGAGAACCAAGCUUGAAUAGGACAGUGAAUACAACUUUUGAUACAAUUGACGGCCUGAUACCUGGAAAUUAUUACACACUGCUGGUCUCUGCAGUUGUUGGGGAAAAUAAUAUCACUGGAAACAGUUCACACCUGCUUGUGUACACAAAACCCGAUGUUGUGAAGAACUUGACAGCAGGGAUCAUCUCCACUACGUCCAUAUCUCUGAGGUGGGGGAAACCAUAUGGAAAUGCAAGUUUUUAUGAAAUCCAGAUUCUGGGAGAACCAAGCUUGAAUAGGACAGUGAAUACAACUUUUGAUACAAUUGACGGCCUGAUACCUGGAAAUUAUUACACACUGCUGGUCUCUGCAGUUGUUGGGGAAAAUAAUAUCACUGGAAACAUUUCACAACUGCUUGUGUACACAAAACCCGAUGUUGUGAAGAACUUGACAGCAGGGAUCAUCACCACUACAUCCAUAUCUCUGAGCUGGGAGAAACCAUAUGGAAAUGCAAGUUUUUAUGAAAUCCAGAUUCUGGGAGAACCAAGCUUGAAUAGGACAGUAAAUACAAAUUUUGAUACAAUUGACGGCCUGAUACCUGGAAAUUAUUACACACUGCUGGUCUCUGCAGUUGUUGGGGAAAAUAAUAUCACUGGAAACAGUUCACACCUGCUUGUGUACACAAAACCCGAUGUUGUGAAGAACUUGACAGCAGGGAUCAUCUCCACUACGUCCAUAUCUCUGAGGUGGGGGAAACCAUAUGGAAAUGCAAGUUUUUAUGAAAUCCAGAUUCUGGGAGAACCAAGCUUGAAUAGGACAGUGAAUACAACUUUUGAUACAAUUGACGGCCUGAUACCUGGAAAUUAUUACACACUGCUGGUCUCUGCAGUUGUUGGGGAAAAUAAUAUCACUGGAAACAGUUCACACCUGCUUGUGUACACAA